Molecule: messenger RNA, 2055 nt
Organism: Paraglomus occultum
Lineage: Eukaryota; Fungi; Glomeromycota; Glomeromycetes; Paraglomerales; Paraglomeraceae
Source: the annotation of a GenBank genome assembly
AUGACUGACUAUACCUUAUCAGAAAGACCAACGAAGCGAGCCUAUCUGGGUCCAAAUACUAGCAUGGACGAAGACAUAACCGAGCAAUUCUUCCAAUAUACUACUGACCUUACUACUGACCUCACUGCUGACCCCUUCUCAGUUUCCAUGCAUUACUCGGCAAAUAAUGACAACGAUAAGAAUGCCGUCGCCGUGGAGCCAAACGGUACUGGUACUACCGUUAUUACCACCUCUCAAAAGGCUCUUGAUGAUGCCACAACUAAUUCACAAAAGGGCACCGAAGCAUCCGCAACAGUCCCUGACGAUAACAGCAAGGCUGAGCCAGCGAAUAAGGAGAUUGCCGUAGACCGCACUCGUGCUACUCCUGAACAACUCGCUAUUCUGGAAGAGACCUUCAAGACAAACACCUCACCAAAUAGCAAAGUCCGCGAAGCCCUAGCAGAAAAAGUAAACAUGUCUGAGCGCUCAAUUCAGAUAUGGUUCCAGAAUCGUAGAGCAAAGAUGAAGGCCAUGCAGAAGCGUGUUCACAUGAUGCGCGAGGAAAACAUGAAAGUCCAAUUUCUGUGCAUGCCCCAGUUUGGCAACUUGUAUCCGUUCCGCGUAGCUCCUAUGCACCCUCGCAUAGCCCUUCCUCCUCGUUCUUACAGCAACAGCGAUAUUAAUAUUUCUAAUGUCGGGAUAAACCCCACGUUACGUCCACAGCCUCCAGCCGGCUUGGGAAUAACUAUCCCACAAAUGCCUCAAAGUUUCUGGCCGUCAGGACCCAUGACUGCCCCUUUGACUAACAUGUCCUCGGACCCAAAUGUGAUGAGUGGGUUCCCCUUCUCGGCUGGUAACGUUCAGGCGAGAUUCCCUAUCACGCCUACUGCUAGUCCAAACGUCAGUGAUGUUAAUGCUUCGCAGCCUUUGCGGCUUGUCGUUAACCCCAGCAAUCCCGCCGGUGGGAUACCAAUGAAAAUGAAUGAUACCCCAAUCUCUGUUCAACCUCCUCAACAGUUCACAACUUCACAAGAGUUCACGUCUCCCUCACUUACACAGAUUUCCUGUGAAAUUUUAAUGAUCGGUUCAUGGCGUCGUAUUCUUAGCAUGCCACAAGACUUGUUAUGUUACUACACUCUCCCACAACGAGUUUUCACAUAUCAAAUCGCCAACGAAGGAUCCCGUUUCAAAAUGGAUUUCCCGCUCUCUGAAAUCACGUCAAUCGAAUACAGGUCGUUAGAUAACAACGCCUGCCAAGUAGCAAUCGAAGUCAAAGACCCACCUAGCUUUUACAUGGAACGUAAUGGUGCUUGGUCCAUGUGCAAAGACUUUACCGAAGGUAGUCAAGCUACUCGCCAUCUCAGACAUGUAUUGAAAGGACGGUCUGAGCUCAUGAAGAAGCAAAUUCUGAAAUUGGUUCAAGAUGAUCCCCAAAUUGCCAAAGUUGUCACAAUUGUCGAAGAACCCGGAAAUCUCAAUUACGCUACUGAAAAAGAUUCUCUCUCUGAUGAAGAAGUAACCAGUAUCAAUAUAAACACAAACAAACAGAUGCUCAACCGUACACGUCGCUGCGCUUCUGUUCCCGUUUCACCCGAACAGCCUGCAGCCGAUAGCGCUGUUCUUGCUACUGCUACACCUGCUAUGGCACAAAACCAUUUAGGUCUUCAGAUUAAUACAACAGAAUUUGCAUACAAACAAAGAAUGCGAGCAACGGGACAGGAUCCCGCAGUGGGCCCGAACGAUACUUCUCCGGUGACUUGCUCCCCACUGGACGGUAACUCUCCACCCACGCCUUUGGAUAUGUUCGAUACCACAUCAGAAAUGAUAGAUAAUUCUCCGCUUCUCGCUGAGGAUACGUUCAAUGUGACCCAAUUUGACAACAACAUGUUUAACGAUGACUUUUCCGCUACUUAUGUGAAUAACGGUGGCCUGCCAGAUGAUUUUGCUAGUCUGCUUGCCGCUGUUCAAAAUGGUUCUUCGGUUGGUGAACUCUUGGAUUUUGGCGAUGGUCUUGGUGGCGGCAAUGAUUGCAUGUCCGCUCUUGAUUCUUGGGUGAAUGGUAACGUUUACUGCUAA